AUGACUUCUAAGGAAAUCGAACCCAAAACAUACCCGGAGAAGGGCCCUGGUCCGCUGGAGGAUGGUGCCGACGGCAUGCCACCACUUGAAGAUAAGACCAAAAGUCGCUGGGAGCGCAGCUGGCCUACUAUUGCUUGCGGUGCUGGUUUAUUCUCUGAUGGUUAUCUCAAUGGCGUCAUUGGUCAAGUCAACACAAUUCUGAGUACCAUCUAUCCGGAUGCCUACGCCAACUCUACGGCCAGCCAGAAUGUCUCAUCAAUUGCGUUCGUCGGCACUGUGGUCGGAAUGCUCAUCUUUGGCUACACGAGUGACCAUUGGUCGCGCAAGUGGUCCUUGAUGAUUUCGACCAUCAUCCUAUUUGUUUUCGCAGCUCUCUGCGCUGGUUCCUAUGGUUACCAUGACAGCACAUAUGGACUGUUCGCUGCGCUCACGGCAUAUCGGUUUUUCAUUGGAAUCGGCAUUGGUGGCGAAUAUCCGGCCGGCUCGGUCGCCUGUGCAGAGAAUACGGGCGAGCUCAAGCAGGGCCAUCGCAACCGGUGGUUCAUCAUGUUCACCAACUUUCAAAUCGAUCUUGGGUUCGUGGUGUCGGCUUUGGUGCCCAUGAUUGUGUGCCUGGCCUGCACUUCUGAUCAUCUGCGAGCGGCCUGGCGUAUCUCCUUGGGCUUGGGUAUCAUUCCUCCCUUGAGUCUGGUCUACCUUCGGUACAAGAUGCAGGAGCCCGAGGAAUUCAAUCGCCAACGCAUGCACACUUUCCCACUGAGACUGAUCGUUAAGUUCUACUGGAAACGCUUGUUUACCGUCUCCUUGAUCUGGUUCAUCUAUGACUUUUCUUCGUACUCCUUCGGUCUGUACUCCUCGAAAUUCCUGGCAUUGAUCUUGCCGUCGACUGCACCACUCUGGAAGACUUUCGGCUGGACUACUGUGAUCUAUCUCUUCUACAUGCCCGGAUCUUUUCUCGGGGCUCUUUGCAGUGACUGGCUCGGUCCUCGUCAGACACUGGCCAUCGGGGUUGCUCUUCAGGGAGUGGUUGGAUUCAUCAUGUCCGGAUGCUAUGAGUGGCUUGCCACUACGGAGUAUAUGGGUGCUUUUAUCGUGGUGUACGGUGUCUUCCUGGCUCUGGGCGAAUUUGGUCCUGGUGACAACAUUGGCCUGGUCGCGGCCAAGACUAGCGCUACCGCCAUUCGGGGACAGUAUUACUCUUAUGCCGCGGCCAUUGGAAAGAUCGGUGCCUUCGUGGGCACAUACGUUCUUCCUAUUGCUCAAGACAAUGCCCCCAACAAGGUCCGAGCUGGUCAAGAUCCUUUCUUCAUCUCCAGCUCUCUUUGCAUCUUCAGUGCUUUCCUGGCCUGGUUCCUUCUGCCCCAGAUCAACCAGGACACCAUUACCCACGAGGAUGAGAGGUUCCGCGAGUUCCUAGCCGAAGAGGGCUACGACACGUCAACCCUGGGCAAUUAUUAA
This is a messenger RNA of Penicillium longicatenatum, 1458 nucleotides long. RefSeq names its product putative MFS phospholipid transporter (Git1). The transcript has 5 exons. The record is from RefSeq and is a predicted model, not a curated record. NCBI's taxonomy places the organism in Eukaryota, Fungi, Ascomycota, Eurotiomycetes, Eurotiales, Aspergillaceae. Gene Ontology annotation, cellular component: plasma membrane. The coding region runs from base 1 to 1458 and encodes 485 amino acids. Gene Ontology annotation, biological process: transmembrane transport; carboxylic acid transport. Gene Ontology annotation, molecular function: carboxylic acid transmembrane transporter activity.